Molecule: messenger RNA, 760 nt
Organism: Funneliformis geosporum
Lineage: Eukaryota; Fungi; Glomeromycota; Glomeromycetes; Glomerales; Glomeraceae
Source: the annotation of a GenBank genome assembly
AUGUCUAGUACUUGGAGUGCCUAUUUCGAAGAAACACGUCCCGAAGAUUAUCGUUUUCUGGACUUUUAUGAGUAUCGAUUACAACAAUCCGACUUCACCUUUUCUUUUCGUAAAGAAUCUGACAAGCUGAAAAAGGAUCUCAGUAUUUUGAUAACAAAUGGUCCAGACAAAAUGAAGGAGGGUGCUAGUCUACUUAACGGAAGAUUUAAGGUGAAGUUUUUUCUAUCGUUUUUUGCAUGGCUUUAUGGCAGAGGGAGGCUUCUACAGCUAUGGUGGGCACCUGCUUGCUGUCCACCUUACGGUCUGAUUGCCCGCUGUAGAAAAAGGAAAACCCUCACAACUACGGUGGACACCUGCUUGCUGUCUACCUUAUGGGAAUAUUUUAGAGACGUUGACGCGUUUUGGAAGGAAAUUGAAUUACACGAGGAAUUGUAUGAAAUUGAGGAAGAAGCUUCUAAAUCAAUAAUGUAUGGCACCAAAAAAGUUGUCGAUACUGCCAUCGAAAAUGCUUGUUCUACCAUUGAGAACGUCAAUACUAGACUGACGAACCCAAGAAAACGUGUAAAUAACGUCACUGUCCCCGAAGGCAUCAAAAAAAUUAAAGGUUCCUUCAUAUCUGACACAUCAUCGUCUAUCGAUGAAGAGAAUGAAGCUGACAUAAAACAAAAUGAAAAUAUGAACGAGAAAGAUCGAGAAGAUGCACCAACCUCAAAAUGGAAGAGACUCGGAGAAUGGUUUGAGGGAAGCAUCGGAAUCAAUG